CCGCCGCCGCCGCCCCGCCGGGGGGGGCGCAGCCCCGCACCCCCCGCGCUCCCGCCAUGCCGGAGAAGCGGCCGUUCGAGCGGCUGCCCGCCGACGUGUCCCCCCUCAACUAUGGGCUCUGCCUCAAGCCGGACCUCAUCGACUUCACCUUCGAGGGCAAGCUGGAGGCCGCCGUGCAGGUGAAAAAUGCAACCAACCAAAUCGUGAUGAACUGCGCCGACAUCGACAUCAUCACUGCGUCCUACGCCCCGGAAGGAGACGAAGAGGUUCACGCCACAGGGUUCAACUACCAAAAUGAGGAUGAAAAGGUCACUCUGUCCUUCCCCAGCACCCUGCAGAAAGGGACGGGGACGCUGAAGAUAGACUUUGUGGGGGAGCUGAACGACAAAAUGAAAGGGUUCUACCGCAGUAAGUACAGCACGCCCGGCGGGGACACGCGCUACGCCGCCGUCACCCAGUUCGAGGCCACUGAUGCUCGCAGAGCUUUCCCUUGCUGGGAUGAGCCUGCAAUUAAAGCAACGUUUGAUAUUUCUUUGGUGGUUCCCAAAGACAGAGUAGCUUUGUCAAAUAUGAACGUGGUGGAGCGGCGGCCGUACCCCGACGACGAGAGCCUGGUGGAGGUGAAGUUCGCGCGCUCGCCGGUCAUGUCCACGUACCUGGUGGCCUUCGUGGUGGGCGAGUACGACUUCGUGGAGGCGCGCUCGCAGGACGGCGUGCUGGUGCGCGUCUACACGCCCGUGGGCAAGGCCGAGCAGGGCAAGUUCGCCCUGGAGGUUGCUGCUAAAACUCUGCCUUUUUAUAAGGACUACUUCAAUGUUCCUUACCCUCUUCCUAAAAUUGAUCUCAUAGCUAUUGCAGACUUUGCUGCUGGUGCCAUGGAGAACUGGGGCCUUGUUACUUAUAGGGAGACUGCGUUGCUCAUCGACCCCAAGAAUUCCUGCUCCUCGUCCCGCCAGUGGGUGGCUCUGGUGGUGGGGCACGAGCUGGCCCACCAGUGGUUUGGGAACCUCGUCACCAUGGAGUGGUGGACCCACCUGUGGCUGAACGAGGGCUUUGCCUCGUGGAUCGAGUACCUGUGCGUGGAUCACUGCUUCCCCGAGUACGACAUCUGGACCCAGUUCGUGUCUGCUGACUACACACGAGCCCAGGAGCUCGAUGCCUUAGACAACAGCCACCCCAUCGAGGUCAGCGUGGGCCAUCCCUCCGAGGUGGAUGAAAUAUUUGAUGCCAUUUCCUACAGCAAGGGAGCCUCUGUGAUCCGCAUGCUGCACGACUACAUUGGGGACGAGGAUUUCCGGAAAGGAAUGAACCUGUACCUGACCAAGUUCCAGCAGAGGAAUGCUGCCACAGAGGAUCUCUGGGAAAGCCUGGAAAAAGCCAGUGGCAAACCCAUUGCUGCUGUGAUGAACACGUGGACCAAACAAAUGGGAUUUCCCCUCAUUUACGUGGAGGCUGAACAGCAAGAAGAUGACAAAGUGUUGAAGUUGGUCCAGAAGAAAUUCUGUGCCAGUGGACCAUAUACUGGCGAGGAUUUCCCCACGUGGAUGGUGCCCAUCAGCAUUUGCACGAGCGAGGACCCCAGCUGUGCCAAAAUGCAGGUUCUGAUGGACAAGGCCGAGCUCACCGUGGUGUUGAAGGACACCAAACCCGAGCACUGGGUCAAGCUGAACCUGGGCACCGUGGGCUUCUACCGCACGCAGUACAGCCCGGCCAUGCUGGAGAGCCUGAUCCCGGCCAUCCGCGACCUGUCCCUGCCGCCCGUGGACAGGCUGGGGCUGCAGAACGACCUCUUCUCCCUGCCUAGGCCACCUGGAUGCCCUGCUGAGGGGGCUGGCUUUGAUAAAACAGGGAAAAGCUCCCAAAUAAUCCCAUUUUUCUGGUUUUCCUCCCUCCUAGGCCACCUGGAUGCCCUGCUGAGGGGGCUGGUUCUGGGCAAGCUGGGCAAGGCCGGGCACAAGGCGACGCUGGAGGAGGCGCGGCGCCGCUUCAAGGAGCACGUGGAAGGGAAGCACGUCCUGUCUGCUGACCUGAGGAGCCCUGUCUACGUGACCGUGCUGAAGCACGGGGACAGCUCCACCCUGGACACCAUGCUGAAGCUGCACAAGCAGGCUGACAUGCAGGAGGAGAAGAACCGCAUCGAGCGCGUCCUCGGGGCCAUCUCCCAGCCAGAGCUGAUCCAGAAAGUUCUCACCUUUGCACUUUCAGAAGAGGUACGUCCCCAGGACACGGUGUCAGUGAUUGGAGGAGUGGCUGGGGGCAGCAGACAGGGCAGGAAAGCUGCUUGGAAAUUCGUGAGGGACAACUGGGAGGAGCUUUACAAUCGAUACCAAGGUGGAUUCCUAAUAUCCAGGUUAAUAAAGCUCACAGUGGAUGGAUUUGCAAAUGACAAAAUGGCUGCAGAAGUGAAGGCGUUCUUCGAGAGCCACCCGGCGCCGUCGGCGGAGCGCACGGUGCAGCAGUGCUGCGAGAACAUCCUGCUGAACGCGGCGUGGCUGCGGCGCGACGCCGACAGCAUGCAGCACUUCCUGCAGCAGCGCCGCGCCGCGCCCGUGUGAGCCCCGCUCCCGCUCGGGACUGGCCUUUGCUUUGUUUCCCCUUCCUUCGGUUGGUUUUUUUCCCCUUUUUUUCCCUUUUAUUUUUUUUUUUGGGUUUUUUUUUUGUUUUUUUUGUUUUUUUUUUUUUGGUUUUGUUUUGUUUUGGUUUUUUUUUGUUUAUUUCCUCUUCCUCCUCCUCCUCCUCCUCAAGCCCGUGGGGACUGGACCGUGAAUGUAGAGUUUAAUCGGUUCCUGCUCACACACUCCAAGAAUUUGGGAAAAUUCUGUUCGGGAAAAAAAAACAACAGCAGCAACAACAACAACAACAAAAAAAAAAUCUGUCAGCGAUUCUGCAGAAAGAGAGAGAGAGAGAAAAAAUACAAAAACACAAAAAAAAAGAGAGAGAAAAAUCUGUAAAUAUGAUAGUAAUAAAAUAGAGCAUAACAAAACUGUGAAA
Messenger RNA from Pyrgilauda ruficollis (rufous-necked snowfinch), 2991 nucleotides. RefSeq names its product aminopeptidase puromycin sensitive (gene NPEPPS). Gene Ontology annotation, biological process: peptide catabolic process; proteolysis. The record is from RefSeq and is a predicted model, not a curated record. Gene Ontology annotation, cellular component: cytoplasm. The transcript has 22 exons. Lineage: Eukaryota; Metazoa; Chordata; Aves; Passeriformes; Passeridae. Gene Ontology annotation, molecular function: zinc ion binding; peptide binding; metalloaminopeptidase activity. The coding region runs from base 57 to 2555 and encodes 832 amino acids.